Molecule: messenger RNA, 2869 nt
Organism: Cornus florida
Lineage: Eukaryota; Viridiplantae; Streptophyta; Magnoliopsida; Cornales; Cornaceae
Product: receptor-like protein kinase ANXUR2
Exons: 2
Coding region: 1325-2683 (452 amino acids)
Biological process (GO): protein autophosphorylation
Cellular component (GO): plasmodesma; plasma membrane
Molecular function (GO): ATP binding; transmembrane receptor protein tyrosine kinase activity
Source: RefSeq, a predicted model, not a curated record
CAUAUGCAGCCAAGUGAGCAUAGCCAAUCACAUUUCAUCAUUCUAGUAAAAAUUUGCAACCAAGUUUCACAGCGAUUUCUUUUCUCCUGAGCUAGCAUCUUCUUUUUGGUGGAAAAUCUGCCAGAGACUUUUACAAGUCUUCUUAAUCUUCUAUUUUUUGGGGUCGACUUUAAUAACCCACUCGUUUGGCUGCUCUUUCUCUCCCACCCUUAGCUUUGAAAAACACAAUCUCUUUGAUCUUGUACAGAUCAACCAAAAAAACAUCAUGUACCUUUCUCAUCUUAAAAUCAUCGGCAUCAUCCUCCUCUAUCUCGUCCACCAUCUUUUAUUUAUCAGAGCAGGUGAAUUGCCGGUUCAUUAUUACCCGGUAGAUGACAUCACCGUUAAUUGUGGCUCCCUGGUAUGUCACCUGCUUUAGAUGGCCGGGAAUGGAUCGGAGAUAUGGGGGUUUCAAAAUUCACUUCUCUAAAGGAAGCAAUAAGCUCAUCAACAACUGUUCACCAAUCACUUUUUGCCGAUCACGUUCCCUACAUGACCGCUCGGACCUCUCGUGCUCAAUUCACCUAUACAUUUCAACUCACACCUGGUCAAAAAUUCAUUCGCCUACACUUCUUUCCAGCUUCAUACCCUGGUUUUCAAAGAUCCAAGGCAUUUUUCACUGUUAAAGCAGUGCUUUCCAAUUUCAGUGCUUUCCAAGCUCCGACAUAAUCAUUUAGUUUCUCUUAUCGGCUACUGCGACAAAUCUCGGGAGAUGAUUCUGGUGUACGAGUACAUGGCCCAUGGACCCUCGAUGAUCAUCUCCACAAAACUAGUAGAAAUGGUAAUGGUAACUCUCCUCUUUCGUGGAUGCAACGACUCAAGAUCUGUAUUGAUACUGCGCGUGGGUUGGACUUCUUACAUACGGGUAGCGGUGCACAACAUGAAAUCAUUCGCCGCGACGUGAAGAGCUCUAACAUUUUGUUGGAUGAAAAUUGGUUAGCCAAGAUUUCAGAUUUUGGUUUGUCCAGAUUCACAAGCCCGUCGUGCAGCCACAUUAGUACAAUGUUAAAGGCACGUUCGGGUAUUUGGAUCCAGAGUAUUUCAAGACUCAAAGACUGACUAAGAAAUCAGAUGUGUACGCAUUUGGUGUGGUAUUGUUCGAAGUGUUGUGUGGGAGGCGGGCUGUGGAUUUAACAGUUGAGGAAGAGCAGCAUAGUCUAGUCCCGUGGGCUAAAAAGUGCAUCAGAAGAGGAACACUUGAUCAGCUAGUUGAUCAGCUAGUUUAAGAGGAUUUGCGGAAAUUGCCAACAAAUGCUUGCAUGAUCGUCCGAAUGAACGUCCUACAAUGGCUGAAAUAGUGGCAAGACUAGAAUCAAUUGCAUUAGAAUCGCAGCAGGGGAAGACCGAGUCUUAUGCAGAGCAAGAGGUUAUCGAUUUUGGUGGGACAAGCAAUGAGAACAACAUUGAUUUGAUGAGUAUUACGUCAGGGGAUUCUACCUCAACGUCCGGGCAAUUCAGUAUUCUUCCUAUCAAGGAAAUAAAUGAACGGUCGGUGGUGGUGGUGGAGGGUAUUUUACCAGCUGGAACACAUGGGAAAAAGAGAGUGGAUUAUGGUUCUAAUCAGGGAGGACCAUUGUUAUCGGGGUGGCGGUUAUGGGACUCGCUUUGGCAAAGAAAGAGACCAUCGUCAUCAACAACAACGAAAGCUUAUUCACUGGCAGAGAUUCAGGCAGCCACGGAUAAUUUCAAUGAUGGCCUCGUAAUUGGGAAGGAUGGUUAUAGGACAAUUUAUGCGGGUUUCAUCAAUGAAACAAGGAAGGUUGCUAUCAGUCGGUGGAGUGGAAAUGAAUUCUAUGAUAUAUUUUUCAUUCAAUUGGGGUUGCAGUCUCAGUUACUGUGCACGAACAUCGUGUCCUUGGUUGGGUACUGCCUUGAUCGGAACGAGAUGAUCCUAGUGCACGAAUAUAUGUCUAAUGGGAGCCUAUUCGGUCGUCUCCACAAUUGUAAUAUUGAUAAUCAACGUCUCUCAUGGAAGCAGAGGCUCCAAAUACUCAUAGGUGCAGCCCGAGGACUGAAUUACCUUCAUACAGGUGUGAAGCAGAAGACAAUUGUCCAUCGUGACGUGAGACCGUCCAACAUUCUCUUGGAUCAAAAUUGGGUAGCAAAGAUCAUCCCCACAACAGUUGCGGGUUAUGUCUACCCAGAGUAUAUGCAUCAUGCUGGUGGAUUUGCGGAAAAAUCUGAUGUUUACUCUUUUGGCGUGGUGUUACUUGAAGUGUUGAGUGCGAGGGAAGCAUCAUCAAUGGAAGUCAACGAGUGUAGCUUUCUAUGCACUUGGGCCGUGGAGUGCAUAGAAAUAGGGACAGUUGAACAGAUCAUUGAUCCAUAUCUGAUCGGAAAGAUAUCUCCACUUUCUCUCAACGUGUUUGUGGAGAUUGCUAGGAUAUGCUUGUUACUUAGUGCCACCAAGCGCCCUCCAAUGACUCAUGUUGUACGCACACUCGAGCACGCUCUGGAACUGCAGGAAUCUGCUGAUGCUGCAUUGGAGAAUCAGAAAAAUGCGGCAUGGCCAUCAGUGCCCCAAUUUGGGGAUUGGGACCAAGAGGGAGCAUUGCCCGACUACUCUCUAGUCUUCUCAAAAAUAAGAGAAAUAAGGAAGCAAAACAAGAGGGAUGUGACAAAGCGGAAGCUGAAAAAUAAAUGAAAGAUUAUAAUGAAGCAAAAAUUUCAAACUCAAAAGAGUUGCAAUAGUUCUUUCUCAAUUAUUCAUUUAAAGACAUGUUUAUAAAUAUAUAUAGACAUAUCUUGUACAGGCUUCUUCAAACAAAGCCGUCCUAUGAAUUGCAAAAAUCUUACUUUUCUUCUGCAAUAUAGUUCGCUUACGCCAUAA